UCGCAUUUUCUAUUGUACAUUCAUAGAGAACGCGCGCUUGCAUUGUGUGUAAUAAUUAUUAUAAUCACUGAUCAACGAUGUCAACCAAGGAGUGGGAAAAGUUAAUAGACAAGGAAAUUUUAAUUACUUUGGUGGAAGUUAGGCCAGUCCUUUGGGACAAGACGCUGGAUAAAUACAAAGACAAUACUGCAAGUAUUGUAGGUUGGCGCGAAAUAUGCGUUAUUCUAGUGGAGGAUUUUGAGGCUAUGGAACAAAGACAAAGACAAGAGUUCGGAAAACUUGUUAUGAAAAAAGUGGAGACAGAUGAGAGAUGCCUAACUGAGAACACUAAAAGAUAG
Acanthoscelides obtectus is the source of this 338-nucleotide messenger RNA. The record is from the annotation of a GenBank genome assembly. Lineage: Eukaryota; Metazoa; Arthropoda; Insecta; Coleoptera; Chrysomelidae.